GCCAGACUAUCCUGUUAGCCAGCGUGAUGAAACACUCCUCAGGUGACCUGAGGCUACAGUCAACACAUUCUUCCUGCUCAGGAUCAACCAGCUGCUCUGAUACCUGCUCCCUCACUUCCAUAAGUCAAACCCUGGGGGCAGUGGGAGAGAAAGUAGCAAACAUGGUGGGAAAAAUAACACACCUGGAGGAGAAGUUGCAAAACACUGGGAAAGAAGUCCUGGAGCUGCGGAGCCUGAUUGAAGGUGCACCUCAAGUGGCCUUUUCAGCAGCUCUCAGGGAUUCUGGCUUUGGAAACACUGGGCCUAUCUCUGCUAAUACCCCACUGCAGUAUAAGAAGGUCUUCUCCAACACUGGCAGUGGCUACAAUCCUUCAACAGGCAUUUUCACAGCGAUGGUCAAAGGAAUGUACUUCUUUCGAUUCUCGAUGUUCAACAACAUCAAUCCUCAUGCCAACUCUGUUGUGAGCCUCAUGAAGAACGGUGUGAGGCUGACAUCUGUCUGGGACACAUCUGGGACUGACAGCAACGACAUGGGCAGCAAUGCUGCGGUCAUCCCCCUGGACGUGGGAGAUAACGUAUAUGUGGAGCUCCAGGCACACAGGAUCAUCUAUGAUGAUAGCAUGAAUUACAACACCUUCAGUGGUUUUCUGCUCUUCACCAUGUGAUUCAAACAACAUGAUUUCAGGUCUGCCUGGCUCCUAAUGCUCUUACGAUAAAAUAAAUACAUCUCAUAUUAUUCAUACUGCCAAAUGGGAAGAGGAUUUGUGGCACUAAAAAAAAUAUUCACACACAAGCCAAACUAAUUAUAUAAUGUUCGUGCAAUUAGUCAAACAAACUGUUUGAAAUAUUUUAUGAAUAUCUGGGUAUUAAUAGACAAUUGUGAAAAAAUGUGAUUUCAUGUAGAAAUGUUUCUUGUGAAGUUAUACAAAAAGUAACUAAGUGUGGUUAUGUGUACUGAGGGUAAAAAAUGCACAUA
Messenger RNA from Thunnus maccoyii (southern bluefin tuna), 976 nucleotides. RefSeq names its product complement C1q-like protein 2. NCBI's taxonomy places the organism in Eukaryota, Metazoa, Chordata, Actinopteri, Scombriformes, Scombridae. The coding region runs from base 27 to 665 and encodes 212 amino acids. The record is from RefSeq and is a predicted model, not a curated record. Gene Ontology annotation, molecular function: protein binding. The transcript has 4 exons.